Abrus precatorius (Indian licorice) is the source of this 3425-nucleotide messenger RNA. RefSeq names its product CCAAT/enhancer-binding protein zeta. The transcript has 16 exons. Bases 57 to 3092 code for a protein of 1011 amino acids. Gene Ontology annotation, cellular component: nucleus. The record is from RefSeq and is a predicted model, not a curated record. NCBI's taxonomy places the organism in Eukaryota, Viridiplantae, Streptophyta, Magnoliopsida, Fabales, Fabaceae.
GUGUGUCUACUUCGUUUUCUGAAACUCGGAAGUGGUUCUUUCUCGGACAAGCAACAAUGGUGAAAUCGAAUUCGAGCAAGUUGUCGACGAAACAAGAUGAUGUUGACCUUCUCAAAUCCGACAUAGCUUCUUUCGCUUCUUCGCUGGGGUUAUCCACUUCACAAUCCUAUUCGGGUUUCAAUGAUGUUGAUUUUCGCAAAACGAAGGCAAAUAAGCCCCCGAAGAAGAAGCAAAAACCUGAAAAGGUUACACCCCAGAAAACCCAGAAUCCAAAAAACGUAACUUUGAGCAAAAAAAAUGGACCCCAUGUUAAGAGCCACGCCAAACCCGAACCGAAACCGAAACCGAAACCGAAACCUUCUGUUUUGUCACUGGAAGAUGGGAAUAAGGAAAAAGGGUUGAACAAGUUUAGGAAUGUUCCGAAGGUUCCUUUGAUGAAAGCAAGUGCUUUGGGUGUGUGGUUUGAGGAUGUUGCUGAGUUGGAAGCGAAAGUGAUUGGGGAAGGGAAGAAGCUGGAGAUAAGGAAUGUUGAAGAGUGGAAAGGGUUUGUUGAGAAGAAGAGGGAAAUGGGUGAGCGGUUGAUGGCACAGUAUGCUCAGGAUUAUGAGUCAUCGAGGGGUCAAAGCAGUGAUAUUAAGAUGUUGGUUUCAACACAGAGGUCAGGGACUGCUGCUGAUAAAGUAUCUGCAUUUUCUGUGUUGGUGGGGGAUAAUCCAAUUGCAAACUUGCGUUCUCUUGAUGCUCUUUUGGGAAUGGUGACAUCUAAGGUUGGUAAGCGCCAUGCCUUGACAGGUUUUGAAGCACUUCAAGAAUUAUUUAUUGCAAGCUUAUUACCAGAUCACAAAUUGAAGACUCUGAUACAGCGGCCCCUAAAUCAUAUUCCUGAAACUAAAGAUGGUUACUCCCUUCUCCUUUUCUGGUAUUGGGAGGAAUGUUUGAAACAGAGAUAUGAAAGAUUUGUUGUUGCACUUGAAGAAGCAUCACGAGACAUGCUACCUGCUCUAAAAAACAAGGCAUUAAAGUCCAUAUAUGUGCUACUGAGUAGGAAGUCAGAGCAAGAGCGCAGAUUACUUUCUGCACUAAUUAAUAAACUUGGGGAUCCAGAUAAUAAGGCAGCAUCUAAUGCUGACUUUCACUUGUCCAACCUUUUGUCUGACCACCCAAACAUGAAGGCUGUGGUUAUUGACGAGGUGGAUUCUUUUCUCUUUCGGCCUCAUUUAGGAUCACGUUCACAGUACCAUGCUGUUAACUUCUUGAGCCAAAUCCGUCUCACAAAUAAAGGAGAUGGACCAAAAGUUGCAAAACGUCUAAUAGACGUAUAUUUUGCACUGUUUAAGGUUUUAAUUUCUGGCACAAGCAGCAAGAAGUCUGAUAAAAGUGGCAAGGCAACUCCAAAAGAAGAAAAAUCAAAAGGGUUGUCAGAAUCACAUGUGGAAUUGGACUCUAGGCUUCUAUCAGCUCUGCUAACAGGAGUGAAUAGAGCAUUUCCUUUUGUCUCAAGUGACGAAGCUGAUGACAUUGUUGAUGUUCAAACACCAGUACUUUUCCAAUUGGUUCAUUCAAAGAAUUUUAAUGUAGGUGUUCAAGCACUGAUGCUUCUUGAUAAAAUUUCAUCCAAAAAUCAGAUAGCCAGUGAUCGGUUUUACCGUGCUUUGUACUCCAAACUUUUGCUUCCAGCUGCCAUGAAUACAUCCAAGGCAGAGAUGUUUAUUGCACUUCUUCUCAGAGCAAUGAAAAGGGAUGUUAACUUAAAGCGUGUGACUGCAUUUUCCAAGCGUCUAUUGCAGAUUGCACUUCAGCAGCCACCACAAUAUGCCUGUGCAUGUCUUUUCCUUCUAUCUGAACUCCUUAAAGCCAGACCACCUUUAUGGAACGUGGUGUUGCAGAACGAAUCUAUUGAUGAGGAACUUGAACACUUUGAAGAUGUUAUCGAAGAAACUGAUAAUAAACCUAGCACCGUAUCAAAUAAACAAGGUGAUAUUGAGCUUGUUCAGAAUGGCGAGGGUGCCACUUCUGACACCAUUUCUUCAGAAAGUGAAGAUGAUCUUCCAGUAUCUUCUGAAGAUGAUGAUUCAGAUGAUGGUGAAACAGAGGAUGCAGAUUUUUUGCUUGCUAAGAAUGAAAUGAAUCACAAGAAAUCAAAAUCCAUGUAUGCUAAUGAAGGUCUGCACUCACCGUUAUCUGCCAAGAAGUCUUCCCUGCCUGGAGGCUAUGAUCCACGACAUAGAGAACCUUCUUACUGCAAUGCAGACCGUGCAAGUUGGUGGGAGUUACUGGUGCUUGCUUCACAUGCACACCCUUCAGUUGCUACUAUGGCAAAAACUCUUCUUUCUGGGGCUCACAUUGUCUACAACGGAAACCCCUUAAAUGAUCUGUCUCUGACAGCUUUCCUAGAUAAAUUCAUGGAGAAGAAACCGAAACAAAGCACAUGGCAUGGUGCUUCUCAGAUUGAACCUGCUAAGCAGAUGGAUGUUAACAAGCAAUUGAUUGGAUCAGAAAUUCUUUCACUAGCUGAGGCUGAUGUCCCACCAGAGGAUCUUGUCUUCCACAAGUUCUAUACAAACAAAAUGAGUUCCUCUACAAAACAGAAGAAAAAGAAGAAAUCAGCUGAUGAGGAGGCUGCUGAGGAGUUGUUUGACGUUGAUGGUGGGGAUGAGAGUGAUAGUGAAGAGAUUGAGAAUCUGUUGGAUUCUGCUGAUCAAACUAUGGAAUCAGACAGUGACUAUGAUUAUGAUGAUUUGGAUAAAGUUGCCAAUGAGGAUGAUGAGGACUUGCUUGGUGAUGUUAGUGACGCGGAGAUGGAGAUACUCUCUGAUAUGGGAGAGGAAGAUGCGGAUGCACCAAUUGAUGAUGUUGGCAAUGACGAUGAUGGCAAUGAUCUUCAGGUUGGAGAUGUUGAUGAUGUCUCUGAUGUUGAUGAGGAUGAUGUUGACAGAAGAAAACGAAAAAGAAAAACUGGUGGUAAGAGUGGUGUGUCCCCAUUUGCAAGUUAUGAAGAGUUUGAGCAUCUAAUGGAAGAUGAUGACAAUUCUGAGAAAAAACCUACCCACAAGAAAAGCAAGUCUAAGAAAAGGAAAAAAGUAGUCAGCUGAAUUCUUCCCAGACUAGAGACAGCUAUAGAACACAUUGCGUUGGCAAGGCAUCGACUAGAUUUUUUUAAUAGUUUUUAGGAACUUAAGUCGGGCAACGAAGAAUGUCAUUGCCUUUGUAAUUUAUAUUUGAUUAGAUUUGAUUGCUUUUUACAAGUUUUGCCUCUAGCUAUUAAACUUGAUUGCCAUAUAUUCAUCCAUAUUAAGGGCGUCCUAUAAUUGGACUCAUCCUUUGGGCAGUGUACAAUUCUAAUAUAUUAGUGUUUCAACAUGUUAUGUGGAACAUUUUAUUUUGAUCUAUCCACCUUGGUAGCAAUUGAGCUUGUAGCUGUAAAU